Messenger RNA from Geodia barretti, 206 nucleotides. The record is from the annotation of a GenBank genome assembly. Lineage: Eukaryota; Metazoa; Porifera; Demospongiae; Tetractinellida; Geodiidae.
GCCAUGAACAGUGCCAAGACACUAGUUAGUGGAGAGCUCCUGCGAGUGACCGUCCAGAGACCUUGGUUCAGACCCUCUCUCUUCAAGAGCAAGCAAUUCCAAAUCAGACUAGGAUGACUCAAGCCCGUGUGUCCCCCGGAACACUGGAAGGCGAAAACCAGUUCAUCAGUGACCAUAACUCAGCCAGGGGCAAUACCUCUCCCACG